Alternaria novae-zelandiae is the source of this 615-nucleotide messenger RNA. RefSeq lists its product as uncharacterized. Bases 1 to 615 code for a protein of 204 amino acids. The record is from RefSeq and is a predicted model, not a curated record. The transcript has a single exon. NCBI's taxonomy places the organism in Eukaryota, Fungi, Ascomycota, Dothideomycetes, Pleosporales, Pleosporaceae.
AUGUCUCGGGCUUCUGGCUACGAACCAACACAACUCGACGGCUCACCAGGCCUCAGAGCACGCCUAGCAACUAUUCGUGAUCUUCGCCAGCGGAAAUACACUGACGCAGAGAUCGACACAAUGGUCGCGGAUAUGGGCAAUGUUGGACUCUCCUUCCCCGAGCUUUUGGAGAUGCUCAGGAACGGACCACAGACGGACACCUCUGCUAAGAAAGCGGAGCGCGCUCAGAGCAAGGUUGUUGCGCGACCGACGACUAGCACAACCCCCACAACACCUGCCAAACGCGAUGUGCCGACAUACUCCCUCAACCCCUCUGACGUGGCAGGCAGGAGGACUCAGUUGCCCGUCAGGAGCCAGAAGACCACAAAAACUAUCAAAUCGCGUUUCGCAGUCGAGAACCUCGCUUCGGUGCAGACGGAUCCCGCUGCCUGUGCCGAGCUGGACAGGGUGCUGGCUAUAGAUAAGUCCAAGGCCCCCGAAGAGAAGGUUCCCGAGGAAGAGUUCGAGACACUGAACUUGGACUCGGACGAAGAGGAGUGGGACAAGAUUGACGCGGACGAUGAGUGGGAGGUUGUCGAUGACCCGAGAGCAGAAGUGGAGAAGAACGCGGUUUAG